GGCGUGCCAUGCAAAUGAGCGUGGGCAGAGCUGGCGCCUCUCUCCGAGGGAGGCUCUCAUUGUUGGAGAGGACCGGGCAGCCGGAACGCUCACAUCCGCGACAGGCAGGACAGAGAGGAGGGAGGGAAACCGGGGGAAAAAUUCGGCAGCAGACGAUGCAUCCAGAGAACUCAGGCAGGAGCCCCCACAGCUUCCAUGUCAGGAGAACCCAUGAGCUGUAUUACCUGAGCAUGCAGAGAGGGCGAGAACAGGCAGACAAGAUGGAGGAGCGGGGCAGGAAGAGGAGGCUGAAGGUGUGUGUGGCCACCUGCAACCGGGCCGACUACUCCAAGCUGGCGCCCAUCAUGUUCGGCAUCAAGGCCGACCCGGACAGCUUCGAGCUGGAGGUGGUGGUCCUCGGCUCGCACCUCAUCGACGACUACGGCAACACCUUCCGCAUGAUCGAGCAGGACGACUUCGACAUCGGCUCCAAGCUGCACACCAUCGUGCGCGGGGAGGACGAGGCGGCCAUGGUGGAGUCGGUGGGCCUGGCGCUGGUCAAGCUGCCCGACGUGCUGCACCGGCUGAACCCGGACGUUCUGGUCGUCCACGGGGACCGCUUCGACGCCCUGGCGCUGGCCACCGCUGCCGCCCUGAUGAACAUCCGCAUCCUGCACCUGGAGGGCGGCGAGGUGAGCGGCACCAUCGACGACUCCAUCCGCCACGCCAUCUCCAAGCUGGCGCACUACCACGCCUGCUGCACCCGCAGCGCCGAGCAGCACCUCAUCGCCAUGUGCGAGGACCACGCCCGCAUCCUGCUGGCCGGCUGCCCCUCCUACGACAAGCUGCUCUCCGCCCACCAGCGCGACGACUACAUGGACAUCAUCAAGGCCUGGCUGGGGGACCAUGUGAAAGAGCAGAACUACAUUGUGGCUCUGCAGCACCCUGUCACCACGGACAUCAAAAACUCCAUCAAGAUCUAUGAGCUGAUGCUGGAUGCCCUCAUCUCCUUCAACAAGAAAACGCUGAUCCUCUUCCCCAACAUAGAUGCAGGCAGCAAGGAGAUGGUGCGCGUGAUGAGGAAGAAAGGCAUCGAGCAGCACCCCAACUUCCGGGCGGUGAAGCACGUGCCCUUCGAGCAGUUCAUCCAGCUGGUGUCGCACGCCGGCUGCAUGAUCGGGAACAGCAGCUGCGGGGUGCGCGAGGCCGGCGCCUUCGGGACGCCCGUCAUCAACCUGGGCACCCGGCAGACGGGCAGAGAGACCGGUGAAAAUGUUCUUCAUGUACGGGAUGCUGACACCCAGAAUAAGAUCUACCAUGCCCUGGAGCUCCAGUUUGGGAAACGGUACCCAUGCUCCAAAAUCUACGGCGACGGGAACGCGGUGCCGCGCAUCCUGAAGUUCCUGCAGGGCAUCGACCUGGACGAGCCGCUGCAGAAGACCUUCCGCUUCCCGCCGGUGAAGGAGUGCAUCUCCCAGGACAUUGACCACAUCCUGGAGACGCAGAGCGCGCUGGCCGUCGACCUGGGCGGCACCAACCUGCGUGUGGCCAUCAUCAGCAUGAAGGGGAAAAUUGUGAAGAAGUACACGCAGGCGAACCCGAAAACGUACGAGGCUCGCAUCGAGCUGAUCCUGAGGAUGUGCACGGAGGCCAUGGUCGACGCCGUCCACCUCAACUGCAGGAUCCUGGGAGUCGGAGUGUCCACGGGGGGGCGGGUGAACCCCCAGGAGGGCGUGGUGCUGCACUCCACCAAGCUGAUCCAGGAGUGGAGCUCGGUGGACAUCCGCACGCCCAUCUCGGACACGCUGCACCUGCCCGUGUGGGUGGACAACGACGGCAACUGCGCCGCCCUCGCCGAGAAGAAGUUCGGCCACGGCAAGGGGGUGGAGAACUUCGUCACCGUCAUCACAGGAACAGGCAUCGGCGGCGGUAUCAUCCAGCACAGCGAGCUGAUCCACGGCAGCACGUUCUGUGCGGCGGAGCUGGGCCACAUCAUGGUGUCUCUGGAGGGGCCCGAGUGCUCGUGCGGCAGCCGCGGCUGCAUAGAGGCCUACGCCUCGGGCCUGGCCCUGCAGAGAGAGGCCAAGAGGCUGCACGACGAGGACCUGCUGCUGGUGGAGGGCAUGUCGCUGAAGAAGGAGGAGCCCGUCAGCGCCAUCGACCUCAUCAACGCCGCCCAACUCGGGAACCCCAAGGCAGACGCCGUGCUGAAAACCGCCGCCACCGCUCUGGGCGUGGGCAUCAUCAACAUCCUGCACACGGUCAACCCCUCGCUGGUCAUCCUCUCCGGCGUGCUGGCCUCCUUCUACCAGAGCCCCGUCCAGCAGGUGAUCAGCCAGCGCGCCCUCAGCUCCGCCCAGGGCAUCCGUGUGGUGACCUCCGACCUGGAGGAGCCUGCCCUGCUGGGUGCGGCCAGCAUGGUCCUGGACUACACCACGCGCAGGAUAUACUAAAUGGCAAGGUGUACACUGGGUAAACAAGGGCACGUGACCAUCCAAUCACAAUCAUUUCAGACAGCAGUGAUGCAACGUGAUUUGACGAGAAGCUCUUUCCUGACACGGCUGGAUGUUGCCCAGCUAAGGUUCUGUCACAGUUUAUGCCCUAGUCUCUGACUUCGUCAUUACCUGGAUACCACACACCCCUCUCCCGUACUCUCUUACUAUUCCCAACUAAUUUUUAUAUAUGCAAGGGAUAUACAUAAAUAAAUAAUACAUAAAAUGUAUUAUAGGGCAUAAUAUAUGUAUUGCAUACACAUAUGGGUGUAUGUGUAUAAAUAUAUGGGUGUAUACUGUAUGUGUGUCCAAAUAUAUUGUAAAUCCUCUGGGACCACGUAGAACCAAUGGAAGUACACUUUGUAGAAACCGAUAUUUUCUAUUAGAAUGUUCUUUUGUUUUAAGUAAGUUUAUCAAGGCAUAUUGGUGAUGUGUAGAACUACCUGUGGACAUGCCUCAGACAUUUCUGAAUAUGGGCCCACAUGUCAAUACCAAUUUUUGCUAAUGCAAAAAAUACCUGAACAACUUAUCUCUGAAGGUGGCUAUAUGAUGAGCUAUAUCCACUUGUAACACUGUAUCAAUCAAGGUAUAUGAUUAUAUUUGAUUGCGCAAAUGAUUGUCAUUACAGAUGAGUUCGUAGCUGAUCCUUGCAUAAAAUACCUUUGACCAAAAUAUAGGGCAGGAGAAAGCCCUUAUAUACACUAGCAAACAAGGUUCAUUUUUAGGAGACAGUAUUUUUAGCUGCAAACUCACACUGGUGACAAGGCCUUAAUUUUGCAUGUUUAUACAUCAUGCAAGCUGCGUAUAAAUGCAGAUAAUAUAGCAGUCAUGAAAACGCAUUGAAAUGGCGCGUUCGGUCACAUUUCCCUUUAAGCAGAACUUCCGGUUGCUUUCAUAAAGCAUACAUUUACAUUUUACAUUUACAUUUAUUUAUUUAGCAGACGCUUUUA
Messenger RNA from Megalops cyprinoides (Indo-Pacific tarpon), 3421 nucleotides. Its product is annotated as bifunctional UDP-N-acetylglucosamine 2-epimerase/N-acetylmannosamine kinase-like. Gene Ontology annotation, molecular function: UDP-N-acetylglucosamine 2-epimerase activity; N-acylmannosamine kinase activity; hydrolase activity, hydrolyzing O-glycosyl compounds. Lineage: Eukaryota; Metazoa; Chordata; Actinopteri; Elopiformes; Megalopidae. Gene Ontology annotation, biological process: UDP-N-acetylglucosamine metabolic process. The coding region runs from base 9 to 2432 and encodes 807 amino acids. The transcript has 13 exons. The record is from RefSeq and is a predicted model, not a curated record.